ACGCGGGCAGUGAUGCCGUAGUCAAGGAGACCGCAGUAGCAGACAACCAACACUCCGACCAUUCGACAACAAAAUAUAUAAGUUCGUCGGAGUGUCCUGUCUCGUUUUUUCCGUUACGGUAGUUUGGCUGUCGCGUGGUCUCCUGGGUGACGGGCACGGCUGUUCCUUGAACGGGAAAAGAUCGACCGAAAUACGUGGGGGAACACGUUCGGACGCGCAAGUGCGCCCGGGCGUCGUAUUAGAGUACACGCCAUUCAUGAAGACAGAUCCUACCCUCCAGAAACGGGGAGGUAGCAGUGGUGGUGAUACCGUGGGAGUAGAGAGAGCCGAAGGAGUGAUCACCAUGACUACGACAGGAGCCCAGUAUGCCCUCGCAGCAUCCACCAGAACUAAUAACGGUGGGGGUGGCUCUACAACAGUGGGGGUGGAACCUAAGCCAAGCGUCGUUGUCGUGACUACUUCCAGUUCAAGUGGCAGUGGCAGUGCGGCACAGAGUCAGUCCACCAGGGGCCAGCAACUCAUCACUGUCGUCACCAGCCCUGAUCCUUCCAGUCCAAACAACUUGCAACCCAUCCAGUUAUUGGUUCAGGAUCCGCUUGAAGCAGCUGCAGACUCUUCCAACGGCUCGACAGGUACCCCAGCACACGUCACAGCACAAGUUGUAGUGAACACUACCCACUCUGGUCAGCACACCCUUGUGGAUUCAGACACUGCGUCCACAUCAGCUGGCACUAUCGUCAGUGGUUCUCCGCAUUUUAUUACUGUAACAGGCACCAGUGAUUCACCAUCUUACGCGUCUCUCACGACGGCAGUAGUGUCAGGGGAACCAGAGGCAGUGGGGUCCGAGUCAGUUUCUCAUCCCACUUAUGUUCAGUACGUUGAGGGGGAUGGGUCCACGUAUAUACCGACAAAUGGUCAGAUGACAUAUCCUGUGUACGCUGUUGGAGAAGCAGGAGCAAUGUACACUCCUGCUUCCAGUCAGUAUUACACACCAGCGUCCACUCCAGUGACAUACACACAGGUCACUGGACAAGGAUCGAAUUCGACAACAGGACAGUUACUAUCUCAGGGCAACGGCACAUACUUAAUCCAACAAAGUGUAGUGGACGGAGACCCUACAGCACACGCGCUGAUAUCCGCAGCUGCACGUGCCAGUCCACAGACAGAAAAUGCUGAAACUGUGGUUAGCGGGGGUGGAGGGGCAUACUUGAUCAGCGGUAAUUCAGGAGGUACUCCCGUCACCGUGGAAGAUGCUGCAGCCGCUGCAGCAAACAUGACGCAUGCCACUAGAGUUUCUCAAGCCACAGUCCACUGGCUGCUUGAAAAUUACGAAACAGCAGACGGUGUCUCCCUUCCAAGAUCAACUCUCUACAACCAUUACUUACGUCAUUGUUCUGAGAAUAAAUUGGAUCCUGUAAACGCAGCGAGUUUUGGAAAAUUAAUACGUUCCGUCUUCUUGGGUUUGAGGACUAGACGCUUAGGCACAAGAGGAAAUUCCAAGUAUCACUACUAUGGUAUUCGCGUGAAACCCAGCUCGCCUUUAGUAAUGCUAAACGAGGAUGGAACGCCUCGUCAGCAGCAAAGUGCAAACUCCCAAACGAAACGAUUCAAGUUUGUGAAUCAAAAGCAAGACACCACGUACGAAAACAACACCCAUUCGAAUACAAAUAUAUCUUCGAACACUUCACCGCCGCAGUAUCAUCAAUACCUCGGUGAAGCAAGCGGAGCCAUUCCUGAAUUCCCUGAGAUAAUAGUCGGGCACGGCUCGUCCCUCCCCGAAGAUUGCACAUUGGAAGAUAUCGACACGUUCCGUAGCAUAUACAGAGAACACUGCGAAGCUUUCCUCGAUGCUGUCCUAAAUUUCGAAUUCGCUACCGUUGAGAGCCUCUGGAGGGAAUUUUGGCGCAGCCAGGACAAUAAUAACGGCGACGAGUGCGAGGAAGAAAAAUAUUUAUCCAAAACCAAAUUGUAUCAGAUGUGCAAGUGCUCCGAAGUCCAAGAUUUCAUUAGGAAGGUGGACUAUACAUUUUACCAAAACUUGGUGGAAGUACUAAUGCCUAAUGUACUGAGACCCAUACCAAGUUCACUGACGCAGUCCAUCAGAAACUUUGCGAAAGGAUUGGAGUCAUGGCUAACAUCAGCAAUGGCUGACUGUCCAGAGGAAAUGACUCAGAUAAAGUUAACCGCUGUAUCUGCGUUUGCCCAGACACUAAGGCGUUACACGUCCCUGAAUCACCUCGCUCAAGCAGCUCGCGCGGUUCUACAAAAUUCUAGUCAAAUAAAUCAAAUGCUGGCCGACUUGAAUCGCGUCGACUUCCACAAUGUUCAAGAACAGGCUUCUUGGGUGUGUCAAUGCGACUACACGAUGGUGCAACGGCUGGAAGCGGAUUUCAAAGUGACUCUACAGCAGCAAAAUUCUUUGGAGGAUUGGGCGAUCUGGCUGAAAAGCGUCGUGACGCAGGUCCUUAAACCGUUCGAAGAAAAACCUACGUUUGCAAAGGCUGCCCGGCAAUUUUUGCUCAAGUGGUCUUUCUACAGUUCCAUGGUGAUUCGCGACCUCACCCUAAGAAGCGCAGCCAGCUUCGGAUCGUUUCAUCUUAUUCGAUUGUUGUACGACGAAUACAUGUUCUACUUGAUCGAGCAUCAAGUGGCUGUCGCCACGGGAACGACUCCUAUAGCUGUAAUGGGAGAUAAAAGUCAAAACUGCUCGUUGGUCAGCGCGUUCGGCGCAACAUCCAACGGAGAUGCAUCAAACACGAGUCAAUCAAAGCGUAUGAAGCUAAGCUAACUGCGUGCCUACGCCCUUUAGUUUCGCGAGUAAGUCGUUAGCACCUGAGAACGGAACGUUAGCACAAGAGCAUGGCAGGCCUACUAACACGCUAGUCCCAUAAAUUAUAAUUUUUCUAUGAGACGAGAACCUCGUACUACGACUCCGGAAAGAGGAUUUUUGCAUAACGCCCAGGAUGUAUACAAUCUAAGUAAGUUUUGUGUGAUAUAAACGCGUAGGAAUACGUAACCGGAGCCUUGCUUCGCGCGAGCAAGCGCAAGGUAUCGCUGGCACGAUGUUUAGUACGUUAAUGUAUCAUCUAGUCGAGACGUCAUUGAGAAAAUAUACGGGACCAUGAAUUUCUCAUGCCCUUAUAGCAUCGAUAUCAAAAGGUUUACUCGAUCGAAUCUCUUGUUUCCUUGAAUUUUUACUGUUGGAAGAAUUCGAUGCCUUACGUCGACGCUUUGCACUCAAAGAGCCUCGCGGUUCUAUUAUCGCGCAACAAAUGAAAUAAUUCAGCGACCAUUUUACGGAAUGACUUUAUUAUUUCGUUAUUUUAUUCGAUGGAAUUAACUCGGCGUCGCUGAAGUGCAAAGAGUCAACGAGUUAUUGAUUUGUUAACAGACCAUCCAAAUUCAUGUUAUGUUUCGUGUUUUCUUCUUUUUUUAAACGUUUAAUACGCUGUAGAGUCGAGUGAGCUUAAAAUAGCGAACGUCAGUUUGUGCAAAAGAAAAACUAUUCAUAUCGACGGAUUCUAUUUUGCACAAUU
Molecule: messenger RNA, 3536 nt
Organism: Hylaeus anthracinus
Lineage: Eukaryota; Metazoa; Arthropoda; Insecta; Hymenoptera; Colletidae
Gene: Rfx
Product: DNA-binding protein RFX2
Exons: 17
Coding region: 257-2788 (843 amino acids)
Biological process (GO): regulation of transcription by RNA polymerase II
Molecular function (GO): DNA-binding transcription factor activity, RNA polymerase II-specific; RNA polymerase II cis-regulatory region sequence-specific DNA binding
Source: RefSeq, a predicted model, not a curated record